AUGGCAGCUUUUAAAUCCCACAACCAUCUUUCAGCCCUUUCUCUCUUCACCAUUUGUCUACUUACCACCACAGCCAGUGCAAAUCCACUUGUGCAGGCCACACAAAAUUGGUUAAACCACGGCGGAGAUCUGUACAAUAGAAGACAUGCGAACAAGGAGACCAAGAUCAGCCCUAAAACAGUUUCCAACCUAAGCUUGAAGUGGGAGUUCUAUGCCGGCAGAGACAUAACUGCAACACCGGCAAUUUGCGAUGGUACUCUUUAUUUUCCGUGCUGGAACGGAUUCAUCUAUGCCAUUAAAGCUUCUGAUGGGUCUCUUGUUUGGGAAAAGAAUUUGGAAACGUUAACUGGGGUUAACACCACUGGUUGGGUUACUAAUGUCAAUACAACAGUCUCAAGAUCAACUCCAAAAAUUGCUGGUAAUCUGUUAAUUGUCGGAAUCUAUGGACCGGCUCUUGUUAUCGCUGUGGAACGGUGGACCGGUAAGCUCGUAUGGUCGACGUUGCUUGAUCGCCAUUCUGCAAGUGUCAUAACCAUGUCCGGAACAUGCUACAACGGGAGUUAUUACGUUGGAACGUCGUCGCUAGAAGAAAGUGCCAGCGUUGGGGAAUGUUGUACCUUCCGUGGCAGCUUUGUUAAAUUAGAUGCAAAAUCCGGUGCCGUCCUAUGGCAAACGUUCAUGCUGCCCGAUAAUCAUGAAACCACCGGACUAUAUUCCGGGGCAGCUAUUUGGGGCAGUAGUCCAUCCAUCGAUGUUCAUAGGAGACAUGUGUACAUUGCUACUGGGAAUGUGUACUCAGUCCCUGAAAAUGUAAGCCAAUGCCAAGAAAAUCAGAACAAUUCAACACUACCCACUCGCCCUGAUGCGUGCGUCGAGCCCGAAAAUCACAGCAACUCAAUCCUAGCCCUUGAUUUGGAUGGUGGCGAUAUCAAGUGGUACCACCAGCUGGGCGGUUACGAUGUAUGGUUUGUUGCCUGUUUACUUGAUCCUUCAACCCGCCCCACUGGACCAAAUGUUGAUGCUGAUUUUGGAGAAGCACCAAUGAUGCUCAGAACUUAUGUGAAUGGAACCAAGCGAGAUAUAGUUGUUGCUGUGCAGAAAAGUGGGUUUGCAUGGGCUUUGGAUCGGAAUAAUGGCAGCCUUGUGUGGUCUACGGAAGCGGGGCCUGGUGGCAUUCGCGGAGGAGGAACUUGGGGAGCAGCUACUGACAAUAAAAUAGUCUACACUAACAUUGCAAAUUCUGAUGGCAAAAACUUCACCCUUAAGCCAUCUAACAACAUAACAACUGCGGGUGGAUGGGUGGCCAUAGAUCCUCGCACCGGUAGAACUCUAUGGUCAACUGCUGAUCCUAGCAAUGCAACUUCUUCUGGGCCAGUUAGUGUGGCUAAUGGUGUUUUAUUUGCUGGAUCCACAAAUCAAACAGGACCAAUAUACGCGAUUGACACCGAAAAUGGAGAAAUUUUGUGGUCAUAUAACACCGGAGCAACCGUGUACGGUGGCUUAUCAAUAAGUAAUGGGUGCAUUUACGUUGGCAAUGGAUAUGCAGUUAAUAUUGGAUCCUUUUCCCCAUUUAACGCUGGAACCUCACUCUAUGCCUUUUGUAUUACAUGA
This is a messenger RNA of Pyrus x bretschneideri (Chinese white pear), 1611 nucleotides long. RefSeq names its product polyvinylalcohol dehydrogenase-like. Lineage: Eukaryota; Viridiplantae; Streptophyta; Magnoliopsida; Rosales; Rosaceae. The coding region runs from base 1 to 1611 and encodes 536 amino acids. The record is from RefSeq and is a predicted model, not a curated record. The transcript has 3 exons.